Molecule: messenger RNA, 2392 nt
Organism: Amoebophrya sp. A25
Lineage: Eukaryota; Dinophyceae; Syndiniales; Amoebophryaceae
Source: the annotation of a GenBank genome assembly
GAGGGAGGUUUGUCCCAGAGGCGAUUGCCUAGAAAUAUUAGAGUCUCAUCUCCGAUAGAAAAAAGGUAUGCGAGGUAGAAAUUCGACCAUAGGAAGUAAGGACUACAAGAUGAUUGCUACUAUUAUUUAGAUCUAUCUCCUCAAUAUCACAAUAAAAACCUCUAUCCUGAUUGUCGUGAAUUUCCUCUAGCAGCAGCAGCGAUGGCGGUUAUCUUGACGGAACAGUGCCUCGGUCAGCGCGUGCCGACUCAGACGACCGUCGGCGUCGCGACAGUGUCGUCUUCGAUUGCCAAUAACGUGCCUCCCGGUGCGUCGACUCCACCUUCAUCCUCACGACCGAAAAAGAGCGACUUCGUUGGAGCUUCUGCCGCCUCAGGUUCGGAUGACGUGUUCAAGAAUGAUAAACACGACUCGCAGAAGAAGACAAACCGAGACGGACUAUUCUUCGCAGAGUUCUCGCCGUGCGACGCCUUCGUCGCGGCAUCAGAUUCUAGUGGUCGAGUGCACCUCCUGCAUGCAGCAAACGACUUCGAGCCAUUGCGAGGAAUACUGGAGUGUGGGAGAACCAAAGUUAUGCUUAUGCUUUGCAGAUUUUUUCAUUUCGAGAAGAAAUUACGAUAACAUGAAGCUCGUCCCUGGACUACAGCCAUUAUUUGUUUCUACGUUCGUCAUGGUUUUCGUUCUUGUCGUGUCCUUCACCAAAACCAAUCUAAGACGUGCAAGCAGCGUGCAUCCGGUUGUGCGUCUGUGGCUUUCAAAUGGCGACCAGAAGGCGGACACAUAUCCCAAAAAAGCCUACUGACAGUUGCACGAACUGAUGGCUUCAUUCAGCAGUUCCACGCAUCGACCGGCCGAUCGCUUGGAGAAACCGACGCAUACGAAGCUGCCGUGGCUGGUGGGAACGGCAGUGGCGAUCCAGACGCAUUACCAGCACUCUUCUGCAUUGACUAUGUCCCAGAUGGUAAAUUCAACGAUUCGUGUGGAGAUGUAGGUGAGGUGUGCAGCUGCACUAGUUGGUGUGAGGUUGCUGAUGAAAAUUCUAAAACCUGCAUCACGAACAAGAACAUGAAGAUGCAUAAAUUACAAUUAGUCUGUCUGCGAUACCCUAUGAAUGGGUACACUAUGAGUAUAUAUAUUUUAUAUGACUACCACUACUACUGUGUCAUAGAUAUAGAUAUAGAUCAUAUUCGUCUUCCAACAGGUUCACAGUUUGCGACGGGAGGUAAGGAACCAGAAGUCUUUAUAUUCGACGAGAUGACCAAGAAGAAGAUGAUGACAUUACAGCGAAGUGAUAAGAACGGUGGUGGACACAACAGCCGCGUUUGUGCUUGCAAGUUCUCUAGCCGCUCAUUGCUUGUUACCGGAGGUUGGGACUCAACUCUGCAAUUCUGGGACCUGCGAAAAGGAUCCAGGAGCGUCCAAAGUAUCUUAUCGUUAAUGGGCAAGUUCGUUGCAUUUUGGUAGAUGCAAGCGUCAAAGCAUGCCAUCUUUGAUAUUCAAAUUCAACAACCCAUUCAGGUGUAUACGGGCCUUCGCUUACUGGUCCAGCGUCGCUUGAUGUGUCAGGCCCGCUCGUCUUGACAGGCAGCUAUCGCCAGCAAGACUCCUUGCAGUUGUUCGAUAUGCGAAAGUUGUUGGGUGGAAGCGGUACCGGCGUGCUGAAUUCGCUCGGUCUGUCAUCCAUAGACCAAGUGGCUGGUAAUAAAGAGCCUAGCUUCUCUUGCUCUUCGACCGAAGCCUACCUUUUUUUUAUGUUUGUUUUUUAUGCUGGAAAAUUGACUACACGUAGUGCGCCCUAGUGGUAAAUGUAGCAUGAUAACGAUAGAUGCUUCUUUUUGUCGAUUUUCUCUUCUCUCCUGAAAUCGUCAGAUUUCGCUCCGCGUGAUGUACAGCUGACUACCGCUCAAUUCUCAGCAAGUGGGUCACAUAUUUGCAUAGCUGGAUCUAAUCGGGACGCUAGCAGUGGGUUUCUUCGCGUUUCCGGCAAAAUGGAUUUGGUGCUGCAUUCAGGAUCCUGUUCUAGUGCAAUGUUUGCCAACAAAACAGAGAAUCUCGUGGUUUGCACGUCGCGCGACGGUGUCCUACGAGUGUUGCAGGUGUAAUCUCGGGAUUCUCUUGUGUUGUGCAGUUCCCUGGGAGGGACGGUGACUAGCAUUCAUUCACUUUCGUUCAAUUUUCGCAGCACAGGAGACGAUCUCUGCGUCUACGGAAAUCAUAGACAUUUGAACUACGCAGAGAGCAUUUUGUGAACGUCAGUCAUAGCCAUGAAAAAUAGACACUAGAAUCCGAACUCAAAGCCAUGCAUCUGAGUGUUUGCGUGCUUGAAGGUCAGCCUCGGGGAGCGUCCUUUAACCGAAACACUCUCCGAAGAAGGAACGACGUUCAGAGGAGC